Messenger RNA from Eurytemora carolleeae, 17249 nucleotides. Its product is annotated as microtubule-associated protein futsch. Gene Ontology annotation, biological process: signal transduction. Lineage: Eukaryota; Metazoa; Arthropoda; Copepoda; Calanoida; Temoridae. Gene Ontology annotation, cellular component: membrane. The transcript has 6 exons. The record is from RefSeq and is a predicted model, not a curated record. The coding region runs from base 85 to 16542 and encodes 5485 amino acids.
GUGAGCACAUCCAAGUUGGCCCAGAAACCAAUCUCAGCAGCACCUUCAAGCAAACUUAAAAAGGAUGAAAAUAACAAAAAAGUAAUGGAGACAAGAAAAGCUGCGGCAUCCAAAAGUCAGACCAAAAGAGAGAAAGAUAAUGAAAUAAAGAGUGUUCCAAGAAAAGUUGUUUCUGGAAAAUCUAAAAUUAAAACUUCUGAAAUUAAAGACAAUGAGAGCGGACAGGUCAAUGAACAAAGUGUGGCAGAAAAAGUAAGUGAAGCAAUUGCCUGCGGAAUUAUUGACAACAGUCGUGUUGUUAAAGAUGAAGAUGAAGAUAAGGAAUCAGUAGUUGAGAAAGAUCAGAUAGAAGAAAUGGAAACCUCAGUUAACCAGGAUAACAUUGGAAAGGAGUUCCAAAGAGAUGAAGAUGAUCUAGAGAUUGAACUCCAGCAGAUUGCUGGGGAGGAGGAUCAGCAAGAUGAGCCUCCAGUUCCAGAUAUUGGAGAUAAAAUGAACAAUGAAGAGCUCAUUGAAACUAAUCUAAACCUUCAGCUCAGAGAUGAUGCAAGGAUGAAUAUUAUAGCAGAGCAGAAUAAUUUAGUAAAGAUGACUUUCAACCAUGUAAAAACUCCUGAUGAAGUUGAUGACCUUCCUGAACACGAAGUUGCAGCAUUGCAUGAUGACCUAAUUGAGAAGUAUACAGAUGAGACAGUAGAGCAGGAAAAGGAGAGUGCUCUCCCUACUGGAAUUGAUGAAGAAGAAGAUGAAAAAGAUAACAAAGAUAUUGCUCAGGAAGAGGAGGAGAAGAAGGCUAACCAGGUAAUAGUGCAAGAUAUUGAGGAAAAAGAUUUUGAAACGGAAAAGGAAAAAUGCACUAUCUCUGAAGAAAAUGAAAAAGAGGAAGAAAGCAAAAUUGCAAAAGAUGAAAAUGAAAAAGAGCAGACUGAUAAAGUUUCAAAGGACAAAGAUGAAGAUGAAAUAAAAGAAGUAUGUAAUGAGAAGGAAGGUGAAGCAGAAGUAGAAGAAAUUGGAACAAUUGAUAAUCUAACAGAUUACGAACAUAAGGAACCUAAAGAAAUUAUAGAGAAUGAUGAUGAAAAAGAGUAUUUAGUGAAUGAGGAAAUUUGCAAAAAAAUAAAUGAAGAUUUGAAAGAAUCUUCAAUGGAAAAGGUGGAAGCUGAGGUUGACACUAAGAAUUCGGAAAAAGAGAAUUCAGAAGAAAAUGAAAAGGAUGUUAACACCAUUGAAGAUUUUGAGUGUUUACCACUUCCAGAGAAGCUUUCUCCUCUUGAUAAAUCAGAAGGCUCAGUUGAAGCUGUAAGAGACAAUGAAAUCCUGAUGGUGAACGUAGAGCAAAAAAUCCAGGUGUCUCCUAUUACAGAAUGUGAGAAUGGAGUUGAUAAUUUAGCUUUUGAUGAUGUGGAUGCAUCGCCAUUAGCUGUAGAAUCAACUGUACAGAAUGAAGAAUCAGAAUUUAAUCAGAAACAAGAAAUAAAUGCUCCACGGACUUUAGGAGAACAAAUUGCUAAUAUUUCACUUGUAAAAAAUCAGGAUGAAGAAAAUAGAAACUUAGCAGAACAUGAGGAGAAAGAAAUUGCAGAAAAAGACAUAUCUAAGGGAACAGAUAUUGCAGUUGAAAUCAAAUCAGAUUAUGAUACCAAGGCAAGUGUAGCAAACUUGGAUGUCAAUACAAAUGUAACAAAUGCGAGCAACCCUGAAUGCGUAGACAAGUUGGAUAUGGACAAUUCUGAAAAUAAAAAAGAUGAAGAAGCCACUGUAGAUAAUGCACAUGCAAAUACUACUGCUAAUGAAGUAAAUAUGAAUUCUACCACUGCUGAAGAUGUUGAAAAUACCAUCAAUCUAGAAUAUGUGGAUAUUACAACCGAUAGAGCAUAUGUGGAUACUACUUCAGAUAAAGCAGAUGUGGAUACUAAUGCAGAUACAGCAGAUGUUGAUACCAUUGCAGAUACAGCAGAUGUGGAAACUACUUCUGAUACAGCACCUGUGGAUACUACUGCUGAUACAGCAGAUGUUGAUACUAUUGCAGAUACAGCAGAUGUGGAAACUACUUCUGAUACAGCACCUGUGGAUACUACUGCUGAUACAGCAGAUAAUAAUACCAUUGCAGAUAAAACAGAUGUAGAUACAACUGCUGAUACAGCCCCUGUGAAUACUACUUCUGACACAGCACCUGUGGAUACUACUACUGAUACAGCAGAUGUUGAUACCAUUGCAGAUACAGCAGAUGUGGAAACUACUUCUGAUACAGCACCUGUGGAUACUACUGCUGAUACAGCAGAUACUAAUACAAUUUCAGAUAAAACAGAUGUAGAUACUACUGCUGAUACAGCCCCUGUGAAUACUACUUCUGAUACAGUUCCUGUGAAUACUACUACUGAUACAGAAGAUGUUGAUACCUUUGUAGAUACAGCAGAUGUGGACACUAGAGCUGAUACAACAGAUAUUAAUGCUGAUGUAGCACCUAUGAAAAAUGCUGAUGAUACAGCAGAUAUGGAUACUACUGCUGAUACAGCUGAUGUGGAUACUACUGAUGAUACAGAAGAUGUGGAUACUACUCCUGAUACAGUAGCUGCGGAUACUGCUGCUGUCACAGCGGAUUUGGAUACUAAUGCUGAUACAGCAGAUGUGGAUACUACUGCUGAUACAGCAGAUGUGGAUACUACUGCUGAUACAGCAGAUGUGGAUACUACUGCUGAUACAGCAGAUGUGGAUACUGCUGCUGAUACAGUAGCUGUAGAUACUAAUGCUGAUUCAGCACCUGUGGAUACUGCUGCUGAUAUGGUAGUUGUGGAUACUACUGCCAAUUCAGCAGAUGUUGAUAAUACUGCUGAUACAGCCAUUAUGGAUACUGUUGCUGAUAGAGAAGAUUUGAAUACUAUUGCUGAUACAACAGAUGUGGAUACUACUGCUGAUACUGCAGAUGUGGAUACUGUUGCUGACACAGCAGAUGUGGAUACUACUUCUGAUAUUGUAGCUGUGAAUACUUCUCCUGAUACCUUAGCUGUGGAUACCACUGCUAUUACAGCAAAUGUCUAUACAAUGGGUGAUACAUUAGAUGCAGAUACUACCGCUGAUAAAACAGAUUCUCAUGGUACUGAAGAUACAGAAGAUCUGAUAACUGUUGCAGAAAAAGAAAAUGUAGAUAAUACUGCAGAUAAAGUGGAUUCGGAUACUGCUGCUGAUAAAGCAGAUGUUGAUAUAACUUCAAAUAAAGCAGAUGUGGAUACUUCUGCAGAUAAAGCAAAUGUAAAAACUACUGCUAAUGUUAAUACAGAAGAUGUCCAUACUGAUGCUAAAAGAGCAGAUACAGAAUAUACUGAAGAGGAAGAAGAUGUGGAUACUACCACAGAAAACACAGAUGUGGAAACUACUGAAGACAAGGCAGACAUAAAUACUACUGCAGACAAAGCAGAUGUGGAAACUCUUGUAAAUAAAUCAGAUAUGGAAACUGCUGCAGAUAAAACAGAUGUUGGCUCUAAUGUAGAUGUACAAGAUAUUGAUACUACUUCAAUCAAAACAGAAGUGGAUAAUACGGCAGAUAAAGCAGAAGUUGAUACUACUGAAGAUAAAGCAGACAUGGAUGUAACUGCUGAUAAAACAGAUGUGGAUACAACUGCAGAUAAGGCAGAAGUGAUUACUACUGCAGAUAAAGCAGAAGUGGAUACUACUGCAGAUAAAUUAGAAGUAGAUAGUACUGCAGAUAAAGCAGAAGUUGAUACUUCUGCAGAUAAAGUAGACAUGGAUAUAACUGCUGAUAAAACAGAUGUGGAUACAACUGCAGAUAAGGCAGAAGUGGAUACUACUGCAGAUAAAGCAGAAGUGGAUACUACUGCAGAUAAAUUAGAAGUAGAUAGUACUGCAGAUAAAACAGAAGUGGAUACUACUGAAGAUACAGCAGAAGAGGAUACUACUUCAGAUAAAGCAGAUGUGGAUACAACUACAGAUAAAGCAGAAGAGGAUAAUACUUCAGAUGAAGCAGGUGUGAAUACUCCUGCAGAUAAAGUAGAUGUGGAUACAACUGCAGAUAAAUUAGAUGAGAAUGCUACUGCAGAUAAAGCAGAUGUGGAAACUACUGCAGAUAAAGCAGAAGAGAAUACUUCUUCAGAUAAAGCAGGUGUGGAUAUUACUGCAGAUAAAGCAGAUGUGGAUAAUAUUACAGAUAAAGAAGAUGGGGAUACUGUUGCUGAUAAAGCAGAAGAGGAUACUACAGCAGAUAAAGCAGAUGAGGAUACAACUGCAGAUAAAGCAGAAGAGGAUAUUACUGCACAUGAAGCAGGUGUGAAUACUCCUGCAGAUAAAGUAGAUGUGGAUACAACUGCAGAUAAAUUAGAUGAGGAUACAACUGCAGAUAAAGCAGAUGUGGAUACAACUGCCGAUAAAGCAGAAGAGGAUACUACUGCAGAUAAAGCAGAUGUGGAUACUACUGUAAAUAAAGCAGAUGUGGAUAAUAUUACAGAUAAAGCAGAAGUUGAUACUUCUGCAGAUAAAGUAGACAUGGAUAUAACUGCUGAUAAAACAGAAGAGGAUACUACUGCAGAUAAAGCAGAUGUAGAUACAACUGCAGAUAAAGCAGAAGAGGAUAUCACUGGACAUGAAGCAGGUGUAGAUACUACUGCAGAUAAAGCAGAUGUGGAUAAUAUUACAGAUAAAGAAGAUGGGGAUACUGUUGCUGUAAAUAAUGCAAAUAUGGAUACAGCAGUAGAUAAAGCAGAUAAUGAUAUGGAUAAUGCAGAUACUGCCUCAAACAAAACAGAUGUAGAAACUACUGCAGAUAAUUCAGAUGUAAUUUCUUCUGCCGAUGUUGUUACUACUGGAGAUGAAGAAAAGGAGAACUCUUUUGCAGAUAAAGCAGAUUCUACUAUGGAUACAGUAGAUGUGGAUACUACUGCAGAUAAAGCAAAUGUAAAUAAUACUGCAACAAAACCAGAUGUGACUGUGGAAAGUGCUGAUUUAUUAGAAAAUGUUGAUUCUUCUGUAGAUACAGCAUAUGUGGAUACUGUUACAAAUCAAACUGAUUUGAAAACCAUAGCAGAUAAAUCAUAUAUGGAAACUGCUGCAGAUAAAAUAGAUGUGGAUACGGCAGCAUUUGAAUCAGAAAAGGAUACUAAAGCAGACAUGGAAAAUGCUACAGUUAAAGUAAAGUUAGGCAGUAAUGCACAUGCAGAAGAUGUGGAUACUCUUGCAGAAAAAGAAGAUGUGGAAUAUUCUGCAGAUGCUCCUGCAGUUAAAGCAGUUGUGAAAACUGUUACUGUUACAUCAGGUAUAGAUACUGUUGCAGAUAAAUCAGAUGUGGGUACUACUGAAGAUGGAGCAGAUGUGGAAACUACUUCAAAUAAAACAGUUUCUGAUACUCAUGCAAUUUUAUCAGAAGUAGAUGCUGCUGCAGUUACAUCAGAAAAUAAUACUGUUAAAGUUGAAGCAGAUAUGGAUACUUCUGCAGACAAAGUAGUUGUGAAUAUUACUACAGAUAAAGCGGAAACUGCUGUAAUUAAAGUAGUUGUGGAUACCACUGCUGACACAGCAGACGCUGACAUUAAUGCUGACACAGCAGAUGUUGAUACUACUGCUGACACAGCAGAUGUUCAUAGCACUGCAGAUAAAGCAGAUGUUCAUAGUACUGAAACUGAUAUAGAAACUUCUGCUGAUAAAGAACAUAAUGAUGCUAGUUCAGAUAGAGAAUAUGUGGAUUCUAAUGCAGAUAGAGCAAAUGUUGAUACUACUGCAUGCAAAGCAGAUGUGGACAGUGGUUCAAUUAAAGCAGAUGUGGUUAUCGAUGCGGUUACAUUAGAUAUGGAUACAGUUGCAGAUGAACCAGAUCUGGAGACUGUUCCAGACAAAGCAGAUGUAGAAACUUCUGCAGAAAAAGAAAUUGCGGAGGAUAAUAGUGCAGACAAAGUAGAUGUUAAUACUAGCGGAGACAAAGGAGAUUUGGAUACUAGUGCAGAAAAAGAAAUUGUGAAGGAUAAUAGUGCAGACAAAGCAGAUUUGGAUAUUAGUGCAGAUAAAGCAGGUACAGAUACAGCAGAUGUUCAUAUUCCUAUAGAAGAUGUGGAUAUCAUUGCAACUAAAGAAGAUGUGGACACUACUACAGAUACAGCAGAUGUAAAUGCUACUGCAGAGAAAGCAGACGGGGAUAAUGUUGCAAUUAAAGCAGUUGCAGAGGUUAAUAUUACCUCAGAUAAAGCAGAUACUACUGCAGUUACUGCAGAUGUAAAUACUACUCUAGAAGUGAAUACUACUGGAGAUGAACAAGACCUUGACAGUACUGCAGAUAGAGAAGAUGUUGAUACCACUGAAGUAGAUGUGGAUAUUUCAGCAGUUACAAAUGGUAUGGAUGUAAAUACUGCUGAAAUUAAAGCAAAUGUGGAAUAUAUUGUAGUUUCAAGAAAUGAGGCUACAACUGUAGGCAAAGUAGAUAUGGAUACCCCUGCAUACACAGCAGAUGUGGAUACUACUGCACAGAAAGUAGAUGUUGAUAUUUCAAAUACAUCUGACAUAAAAACUGCUGCAGAUAAAAAAGAUCUAAAAACUAUUACAGAUGAAGCAGAUGAGGAUAUUGUCGCAGACAAAGCAGAUGUGGAAUCUUCUGAAGACAAAGAAGAUGUUGAUACUAGUUCAAUUACACAAGAGGUGGAUACUACUGCAGAUACAGCAGAUGUGGAAACCCUUGCAGACAAAGAAAAUGUUGAUACCAGUGGAGUUACAGCAGAGGGGGAUACCAUUGCAGAUACAGCAGAUGUGGAGACUUCUGCAAACAAAGAAGAUUUUGAUACUAGUGCAGUUACAGCAGAUAUUAAUACUACUACAGAUAAAGUAGAUGUUGAUACCAGUGCAGAUAUGGAAACUGCUGCAGAUAUAACAGAUAUUGGCUCUAAUGUAGAUGUACAAGAUGUUGAUACUAUUUCAAUCAAAACAGAAGUGGAUACUACUGCAGAUAAAGCAGAAGUGGUUACUACUGCAGAUAAAGCAGAUGUGGAUACUGUUGUGAGUGAAACAGAUGCUGACACUUAUGCAGAUAAAACAGAUUUCAACACUACUUUAGACAAGACAGGUGUGGAUACUUCUGAAAAUAAAGCAGAUGUGGAUACUAGUGCAGAGAAAGAAGAUGAAGAUACUUCUGAAAAUACAAAAGAUAUAAGAACUACUGCAGAUAAAUCAGAUAAGGAUACUGCUUCAGAUGGAUCAGAAGUGGAAACUGUUGAGGUGAAUUCUUCUGUAGAUACUGGAGUUGCAGAUUCUAAUUCAUUAGAAGAUGAUACUUUGGCAGUUAUGAAAGAUAUGGAUAAUACUUUAGUUGCUGAAAAUACAUUUACUAGUGCAGAUGUGGAAACUACUGCCAAUAAAGAAGGUGUAGAUACUGCUUUAGAUAUGGGUAAUCUGGAUACUGCUGCAUGUACAACUGGUGUGGAUACUGCUGCAGAUAUGGGUAAUCUGGAUACUGCUGCAUGUACAACUGGUGUGGAUACUGCUGCAGAUAAUACAGUGAAGCAAGCAGAUGUGGAUUCUACUGAAGAUAAUGAGGAAGUGGAUACUACUGGAAAUAAAACUGUUUUGGACACUAGUGCAGAUAAAGCAGAUAUAGAAACUAUCAAAGAUGAAGCAGAUGUAUAUACUGUUGCAGAGAAAUUAGAUGUGGAUACCACCACAGAGAAAGCUGAUGUGGAAACUACUGCAGAUAAAACCAAUGUAAAUAUUUCUUUAGAUAAAACAGAUGUGGAUACUUCUGCCAAGAGAACAGAUGUGGAUGCAACUGAAAGUCAUAAGGAUGUUGAAAUGACUGUUAUUAAUACUAAAGCACACACGGCAGAUGCUGCACCCUGUGCAGAAAAGACAGAUAAGGACAUUUCUAAAGAAUUAGCAGAUUUAGAUACUGAUAUAAACACAACAGCCACUACUGUCACUACAAAAGAAGUGGAUACCAUUGCAGGUACUACAGAAAUUGCUAAAUCAGAAGAUACAGAAGAUGUGAGCACUACUGCUGACAAAAAAGAUGUGGUAAAAAGUGUAGAUAAAUUAGAUGUGAAUAAUACUGCAGAUAAAGCAAAGGUUGAUACUUCUACAGAUAAGGCAGAUGUUGAUACUACUGUGAAUAAAGUGGAUGUUGAUACUACUGCACAUACAGGAAAAGUAAAUACAACUGGAGAUAAAUCAGAUAUGGACAUGAGUUCAAGGAUUUCAGAUGAUACAAUUGCAUAUCAAGUAGAUGAGAUGCCCACAGAUGAAGUAGAUGAGAUUAUCAGAUCUGAAGAAAAUCCUAUCAUUGAAGUUAUAGAAAUAGACACUACUAUAGAUGUAGCACACAUGAAUAUUGAUUUAGCAGAAAAAACUAUAGAUUUAGUUGGAAAGACUACAUCUGAUGAAGCCAUCAUUUCCAUGCAUGUAGUAGAUAAUACUGAGGAUGUUGCAAACAAGGCAACAAUUGAGGGAGGCAAGAGGAACAAUGUGUUAGAUGUGAUUGCAGAUGAAGAACACAAAAGUGCAGAUGAAGCUGACAAGAGCACAGAUGAGGAGCAUAGGGCUACAAGUACAGGACAAAAUACAGCCAAUGAUUUUGCAGAUUUAGAAGACAAAACAUCAUUGAGGACAGUCAAAAGUGAAGACAGAUUAGACUUGAUUACAGAUGACACAAAUAUGAGUGCAAAUAUAACAGAAAGAGUUGUGGAUGUAAUGGACAAGAAAAAAGACAUAGAAGACAAGUCUUCAGAUGUGCCAGACAGUGCAAAUGUAGAAGACAAAGCUAAUGAUCAAAAAGAAAACACUACAGAAGAAUCAAACAAGACCACCAAUGUAGCAGAAACAUUUGCUAAAGAAGAAGCAGAUGUUACUGACAAGUCUCUAGAUGUAGAAGUUCCAGAUACAGAAGAGAAAAAUGCAUAUGAAACAAUUAAUAUUGCAGAUGUAGCAAGCAAAACUACAGAUAAGGUAGAUAUGAUUGCAGCCCUAGAAGACCAGAUUUCACAUACUGGGGACAAGUCUACAGAUGUAACAGAAAAGACAGAGAGAACUUCAGAAGCAAUCAAUAACAUUUCACAUUCAGCAGACAAGACUGCAUAUGUAGCAGAGGAGUCUUUAAAAGUAGUUGAUAACACUUUACAUUCUGCAGACAAAACUGAAGCUGUAGCAGAGGACACUUCAGAAGCAGUUAAAAACUCUUUACAUUCGGCAGACACGACUGCAGAUGUAAUAGAGGACACUUCUGAAGUUGUUGAUAACACUUUACAUUUGCCAGACAAGACUUCAAAUGUAGCAAAGGACACUUCAGAAGUAGUUGAUAACACUUUAUAUUCAGCAGACAAGAAUGAAGAUGUAGCAGAUGAGACUUCAAAAGUAGUUAAUAACACUUUUACUUCAGCCGACAAGAAUGCAGAUAAAGCUGAGAAGUCUUUAGAAGCAGAUACUUUAUAUUCAGAAGACAAAACUGCAAAUAAAGAAGAGGAGUCUACUGAAGUAGUUGAUAACACUUUACAUUCAGCAGAUAAGGCUGCAGAUGUGGCAGAGGAGACCUCAGAAGCAGUUGAUAACACUUUACAUUCAGUAAUCAAGACAGCAGAUAUAGCAGAAGAGUCUACUGAAGUAAUUGAUAAUACUUUACAUUCAACAGACAAGACUACUGAUGAAGCAGAUGAGUCUUCAGAAAUAGUUGAUAACACUUUAUAUUCAGCAGACAAAACUGCAGAUGUAAAAGAUGACACUUCAGAUGCCAUUGAUAACACUUUGCAUUUAGCAGACAAGACUACAGAUCUAGCAGAGGAGACUUCUGAAGUAGUUGACAACACUUUACAUUUGGCAGACAAGAAUUCAGAUAAAGCAGAGAAGUCUACUGAAGUAGUUGAUAACACUUUAUAUUCAGCAGACAAAACUGCAGAUGUAAAAGAUGACACUUCAGAUGCAGUUGAUAACACUUUGAAUUUAGCAGACAAGACUACAGAUCUAGCAGAGGAGACUUCUGAAGUAGUUGAUAACACUAUACAUUCAGCAGACAAGAAUGAAGAUGUAGCAGAGGAGUCUACUGAAGUAGUUGAUGACACUUUACUUUCAGCAGACAAAACUGCAGAUAAACCAGAGGAGUCUACUGAAGUAGUUAAUGACACUUUACAUUCAGCAGACAAAACUGCAGAUGUAGCAGAGGAGACUUCAGAAGUAGUAAAUAACAAUUUACAUUCAGCAGACAAGACUGCAGAUAUUGCAGAGGAGACUUCAGAGGAAGUUAUUAAGAUUAUGCAUACAGCUGAAAAACCAGAAAAUGUUGCUGAUAAUUCUGAUAAAAUUGACAAUUACGGAGUUGCAUUAGAGGAAUCUGUUGAUGAAGAUAACCAUAUUGUUGCAGAUGAAGUAGACAACACUGAAGAAAGAACAGACAAAACAGCAGAUAUAUCAGAUAACACAGCAGAUAAAGAAAAUGAAUCUGUUAAUGUAUUCGUCAAUUCUGCUGAAGAUGUAACAAAUAACACUGCAGAUAAAACACACAAGCUGACAAAAGAUGAAGAAAAAUGUUUAGAUGUUUCCCCUCAAUCUUCAGAGGAAAAAAACAAGACUAUAAAUGAAACAAACAUGUAUUCAGAUGAAGAAAACAAAGGUGUUGAGGUAACAGACAAAAGUGUUGAUGAAGCGGACAAGAUAGCAGAAAAAACUGCAGUUGUAGUUGACCAGACUUCAAGUGAAGCACAAAAGGCAAAGUAUGAGGUAGAAGCAGACAAGCCUACAGAUUUUGAAGAUAUGGCUGCAUAUAAAGAAAAGAGUGCAGAUGAAGGGGAUAAAUCUACAGACAAAGCUGAAAAAAAAUUCAAUAAUGAAAAUUUAGAUUAUCUUAAAGCAGAUCAAUCUGAAAGUUCAGUCACAUAUGAAACCAAUGGAAAAGCUAUAGACAUUGCUGCAGACUUGAAAAAGAAGGAAAAAGAUGGAGCAGACAAAUCUGAAGAUACAGAAGACAAGGAAACAGAGAACAUAUGCAAAUCUGCAGACAUUACAGCUGAGGAAGUAGAUGAGGCAGACAAAUCUGAAGUCAUAAAAGAAAAGGAAACUGAUGACUCCAACAACUUUCAGGAAGAAGGAUUUUUUUCUGACAUAAAAGACAACAAGAUACCAACAGAAGAAAAUGAAAAUGAUAAAGUAGAGCAUUCCUUAAUCUUAUCAAAUGAGACUGCAGAUUUAGCUGGAGUACUCACUGUUUCAGAUACAGAAGGAAAAACUAUAGUUGAAGAUGACAAGGAUUCAGCUAAAACUUUAGAUGCUGCACAAAUAACUCCAGAUGAGGCAUUUCAGUCUUUGAAUACUUCAGAGGAAGUUGAAACAGUCAAGGAGUCAGACAAAGAAAGCAAGCUAAUUGAAACAGUGGGAGAGAUUGAAAAUAUUAGGAAUCAUGAAGAGUUUGAAAAAUCUGGCAUUUUAGAUGUAUAUUCAGUUGAAUCUAUGGAGUCCUUGACAGCAGAUUCAGUUGACAAUUCAAUGGAUUCAAAAGCUGAAGUAUCAAAGAUGGAUCAAGAUAAUAUUAAUAGAAAUAAUGAAGAAGCAGUAGAAAAUCCCAAAGACACUGCAGUAGAAGAACUUGUUUUCCCAGCAAUGGAGAGUUCUGAAACUAUUGUAGAAAGUGCUACAGUGAGAUCUGAUGUGGAUGUAGUUGACCAAGCUGCAGAGAUGUUGGAUGGAAAAUCAGAGGUCAAUUCUGCAGUUACAUUUAAUGGCAAAGAAGCUGAUAAUUUUGAAGCAGCAACUCAUGAAGCAACUGAAGUAGAUAAAUCUGAAGACACAAAAAAUCUGAUAUCUGAUGAUUCAGUAGCAGAUACUAAAUCAGAUAGAGAUGAAUUCCCUGCUGUUGAAAAACCUGAAGAUUCUCCAACUAAUAAAUCCGUAGACUUUUCAACAGAUAUAUCUGUAAAUAUUGUAACAGAUAAAAAUAUUGAUACGGCAACAGAUGAAUCUGAUAAUGACAAAUCUGCAGCAGAUGAAGAUACAGGCAAUACAACCGAAUCCACCGCUACUGAAGCCUUGGCAGAUGAAAAGCCCAAAGAAACUGCAUUAGAUGACAGUUUGGACAUGGUAGUUGAUAUCACUGUAGUUGGCAAAACUGAAGUCUUUUCAGAUGAUAAAUCUAAAGACACUGCAAUUGAUGAUAUUUUGGACACUGCACCUAUCAAAUUUGAAGAAAAUACAGCUGAGACAUCUGAAGCCAUAGCAGCUAUAAAAACAGAAGACAUUGCAGUUGAAAGACAUACAGUUACAUUUCAAAACACACAAGAAGCAACACUAUCUGAAAUUAUGACAGAAAUUGAAAAUGUAGAAGUCUCAGGUACAACAUCAGUUGUUACAUCAGAGAUAUCAAAAGAAAUUGGUUCAGAAAAAGAUGAUGACAAUGUUUCAUUUAAAUUAGAGGAAACUUCUUCAGAAAAGGUUGAGGAACUUGUAGUAGAAAAAUCAGUGAGAUUUGAAGACACUACUUUAAAAGAAAAGGAAAACACUACUGUAAUGAAAUCUGAAGACACCAAAGCAGAAAAAAAAGAGAAAACUGUCACUGAGAAGUCUGAGGAUACUGCGAUACACAAGAGAGCAGUUAUAUCUCAGGAAAUUGUAACAGAAAAAUCUAAUGUGCUAAGUGAAGACACUACAGCAAAAGAAUUUGAUGCUGUAGCAGAAAAAUCAGAUGUUGCAGCAGAAAAAUCUAAUGUUGUGGCAGUAAACUCAGAUAUUGAAGAAGAAAAAUCAGAUGUUGUAGCCGAUAUAUCUGAGGAUGGUGAAGCUAAAUCUAAUGACAAUGUAGAAAAGACAUUAGAAGACACUGCAGUAGUAAUAUCCGAUGAUAAAUAUCUUGAAAAAAGAUCUCUCCUUACUCAUUCAGAGGUUACUAUUGAAAUAACAGAGCCAGAGAAAGAGGAUCCUGAAUUAGCAGAUCAGUCUCUUUAUGAUGAAAAUGAGAUAGAAGCAGUGACUGAUGAAGACUACAACAGCCACACAAAAAAUGAUACUGAAAGCAAAAUUCCAGACAAUAUGGUCACAGAAAUAGCAUCUGAGGAAACUUUUGACUCAAACCAAACAAGUCCAACCUCUGAGCAUAAGAAAGAUGUCAAAGAUGAAUAUUUAGUGAAUGAAGAAGUAAACAAAAUUUCUUCAGAAAAUAUCCCAGCUGGUGAAGGAAGUCUGGUAAAAGAAGAAAACAUUUCUUCUGAAGAAAAGUCUAACUUGGCACAAGAUUCUAUGUCAAAGGAAAAUGAAGUGGAAAAAGAGGAAAGGAUUUUUCAAAAUACAAAAAAGAAAACUAUGGUUGAGGAAGAAAUGAAAGAAAACAAUUUUGAAGUAAAGGGAAAUAACAACAAAGAACCAGAUCACGAUUCCAAUUUCAAUUCCAAAGAGGAUGACUUACAUCUAAUAUCUGAAGAAGAAACAGCUAAUGAGAUUCUUAAAACAACUGAUACUUCUGAAAUAGCAUCAAAUAUUGAAGAGAUUGAUAAAGUUUUGGAAGUAGAGAAUUCUGAAUUUGGAAAGGAAUCUGAAGAAGACAAAAAAGAGUGCAUUUUAACAGAAGACAUGAAGGAUAAUGAUUUAGGAAAUAAUUCAGACUUUGCAAAAGAGACAGUCAAGGAAGUUAUCAAAGCUGUUGUGCUUAAUGAGACAAUAUUUGGGUCAACAUUUACAUUUAAUCAAGAAGAGAGCACUGAUGAGGGGCCAGUUCUGAGUUCAAAUUCAGUAGAGAAGAAAUCUGCAGAGAUUUCAACAGAUGUACCUGCUGAAGACAAGGAUAAUGAAGCAACAGAUUCGGUCCAAAAUUCCCAAAUUGAUUCAGAUGAAGAGGGUUUGCUGCCCCGCAGAAAAAGUUGCCUGGUAAAUGGUAAAAAUCAAGAGGAAUCCCCUGAAGAACAAAACAUAAUAGGUGAUUCUCAGAAUGGUUAUAGCAAUGAAGAAACAAAAGAAAUGAAGGAAAUUCAUUUUGAAUACAAGCAGGAAAUUUUGGAAGGAGCUGUUGGUAUAGAAACUAUCAUUACCAACCUUGUGACUGUCCUAGAAGAAUUAAGGAAGUCAAUUAAUUCUCAGAAUAGCUUAAACAUUAUGAAGGAAGAACUGAUUGCAUUACAGGAAGCAUCUAACAAGGUUUCUGAUAAAUCUGAUCACAAAUCUGUUGAUCAAGAUUAUGCAGUUGAACUCAGUCUGGAGCUACAUAUUAUAUUAGAAAAGGUUCAAAAGCUGACUCAAGAGAUGAUGCUGAUGAGUAAAGAUUUGACCUCUACUGGUGAGAAAGCAGAAGAACUCUCAAAUCUUCUUGUUAAUUGUAAGAAGAUUGGAAGCAGUCUCAACUCUCACAUAUUGAUACAGGAUAGAACAAAAACACCUCCGUCAUCCCCAGAAUUUAAAGGAAAGGCUAUGCAGGAAGCAGUUGCAGCACAGGAUCCUAUUUUGUCCUUUGUUUCGCACAUUGUGACAUCCACAGCUGAGGUUUUAGAUAAUGAUUCUCCUCAUGAUGAUAUUAUUGAUUUAGUUGAAACAUCUCAAUUCAAAGAAAAUAUUCAGUCCACAACCCCACAGGAAGAUUACCCCGCUCUUGAGAAAAUUGGUGGAUCAGAGGAAGAAAAUAAAGGAAUUUUCCGAUCCAUUAAACAGAAAGUGUCCAGUGCAUUCUCUAAAUCUGAGGAUGUGGAGCAGGUUGAAGAACCUGAGAUUCAGCCUCCAUCUGAAGAAUCUAAAGAGAAUAAUGAUCCUCCACCUUCGGGAUUCCUGUCUAGCAUUAAGCAAAGAGUUGGUGGAUUCUUCUAUUCUCAGCCUAAAUCAGAAGAUGAACAAGAAGUUGAAGAACAAAUAGAAAAUGAGGAAGACGAGGAAAAUGAUCUAGAACAUAAAAUAGCUACUCCCCUGCCAGUUGAAAAUAUUGGAGUAGAAUCCUUACUUUCCUCAACAUCACAGAUCUUACUGCCAAUAAAUAAAGAUUCUGUUGCAGACCUGAAUAUUGAGAUCUUAAAUGAAUCUGGUAUUAUAAAUGAUGACUUGUACUCAAUGGAAACUUCUUAUGGAUCUGGAUUCCAUUUUGACACCCCUCCCCCUGUGAGCCUAGAGAGUGAUAUACAACCUGGUUGUAUUGAGGGAAAUCUUACUGACAGGACAACAGGAACAAUCAGCUCAGCUGAUUCUAACUCUAUGGAUUCAAAAUCUGUGGAAUUGUCUCAUGAAACUGCAGUAAGUGAAUCAUCCUCCUCCAAAGUCUUGCCAGAGGUUAGUUCCUCAGCAACGUCUGGAACAAGUUCUCAGGAAAAAAAUAAGGAUUUAAAAUCUGAGGGGAUAAGUUCAGAUGAGCAAAUGUCAUCUGGAACUUUUAGUAUUGAAGGUGGUUCCCCGAGGUUUGCUGACCUCCCACCUAAACUGAAACCUGUUGUUUGCUGGUCAGAGGUAGAUCAGGAUAUUCAAGCUGAUCCUAGGAGACGAAUGUCAGAGAAAUUAUCUCUGGAUACAAGGAGCGUUUCUAAUGCUUCAGAUUUGAGUGAUGCAGAAAUCCCCUCCUCAACACCCCGGAGUGAUCUGACCUCACCCACUCAAGAAUCAGGAAAGUUUAUAUACGGAGAUAAGGGAGAACGGUUUGCUACUGGAACAGUUGACAUUAUGACCCAGAGUAUUUACAUGUACUCUGAUGAAAACGAUACUGAGGAGGAAUGUUUUCAAGAUAAUAUGCUAGAUUCCAUCUCCCAAGCUACUGAUUAUCUAAAAUCAUCUGUGCAACAAGAAGGGGCGACAAGCUUGAAUGGAAAUUCUAUAAUUGUAAAGACAGAUAAUGUGGUUGAACCAGAACCUGAGAAGGAUAAGAACACCAAGGUGGUUUCCAGUUUAAGUGAAACAACAACCUCCACAACAAUGUUUGAUGAAAAAUAUGCAGCGGCAUUCUCAACCUCCUACUAUGAGGCACAAGAAGAGAAUACAUAUGAACAGCAGUACCAGGAAUCCUAUGAGGAACAGCUAGUUAAAACUAGUAUAUCUCAUAGUAUUAACACAGAUACUAAACCUUCCAAGGAUAUUCCAGAAAGUCCCAAACCUUCCAGCUCUGUCCAACCUGGAGACCAGGAAGCAUCCUCUAAAACCGCAGAACAGAGUUCUGAAAAAGAUCCAAUUGCUGGUUGGGGUAAACCUUUAGCUCUACCUAGUCCAGUUCGGCCAAGUACUCCUGCUAAACAAUCUAAGAAGGGAGAUGACCCAUCUUGUGACACUAACAAGGAGAGUGUUGAACCAGUUUGGAUGGAUCUAGCGUAUGUUCCCCAUCAUGGUUGUAAGAAUUACGCCAAUGUCGAGUUCUUUAAACGUGUUCGUGCACGCUACUACGUAUUCAGUGGAGUGGAACCUUCUAAAGAUGUGUUUAAUGCUCUCCUGGAAGCAAAGAAAACUUGGGAGAAUAAAGACCAAGAAGUAACAAUAAUCCCGACGUAUGACACUGAUGUACUGGGAUACUGGGUAGCGGAGAACGAGGAAACAUUGACGGAACUUAAAAUAGAUCUUGCUCCGUCCGCCAGUAGAUGCACAAUCAAUCUCCAGGAUCACGAGACAAGCUGUGCAGCGUACAGAUUAGAGUUUUAAACAAGAUGUCCAGCUGUACACGGUGUACACCGUACACUUAGCAUAUACAUCAUUGUAUAAUGCAGUACACUCAAAAUUGAUUCAUAUAUAUACAUAUAUAUUUAUUGUAAUUGUAUUCUGUACAUUAUGAAUGUAUUGUAGUGUUGAGCUGUACGAUUGCUGUUAAGUACAUAACUUUAAAGUUCAUGUACGCUUCAAACCAAUUCUUUUAGUUAAAUUAUACACUAUACAGUGUACAGUGUACACUGUAUAUUCGAAACAAUGCACUAGUUUUAAUCUAAUAUAAUCUUUAUUCAGAUAAAAAUAAGGUUCCACCAGAUUCAUUCAUUUAUAAUCUGUAAUUAUACUAUGGUUAUAUAUUCAUCUUAAAUGAAUAUAUAUAGAAUAUAUAGUUCCCAUUUCAUUUAGCCUUUUUCUCUGGUCUCUAUCCAUGAAACUCUGUAUUCCUGUAUCUUCCUAUCCGGCCUGUUUCACUGUAUCCUCCUAUCCUCUCAUGUAUCCCUGUAUCAUCCUGUCCUGUAUCCCUGUAUCUUCCUACCCUGUCCUGUAUCCCUGUAUCCUCCUACCCUGUCCUGUAUCCCUGUAUCCUCCUACCCUGCCUUGUAUUCCACCAUUGUAUCUCUGCAUCCUUUUAUCUUGCCUGUAUAAUGUAUAUUUGUACCUCUGUACCCUUCCACUUUGAGUUUUAUCUCUGUAUCCUUAUAUUC